Exophiala aquamarina CBS 119918 is the source of this 3471-nucleotide messenger RNA. RefSeq lists its product as uncharacterized. Gene Ontology annotation, molecular function: protein binding; catalytic activity. The record is from RefSeq and is a predicted model, not a curated record. Bases 1 to 3471 code for a protein of 1156 amino acids. The transcript is spliced from 2 exons. NCBI's taxonomy places the organism in Eukaryota, Fungi, Ascomycota, Eurotiomycetes, Chaetothyriales, Herpotrichiellaceae. Gene Ontology annotation, biological process: nucleoside metabolic process.
AUGGCGCACCUCAGGUCCACCUUUCCGGGCAUCCGGGUUUGCCUGGUUGUUGGUGUCUGUGGUGGAGUGCCUAGCCCGAAAAAUAGAGAACCAAUAUACCUGGGCGAUGUCAUCGUCAGCACUAAAAUCAUCGAGUAUGAUAUCGGAAAGCAGUACCCAUACGCCUUCAAACCAAAUCAGAUCUUCGAGCAGGAUCCCCACACGGAGCUCUCCACAUAUUUGAAGAUGAUAAAAGGGGAAACGAAUCUCGAGAAGGUGAAAUCCGACAUGAACAGAUACCUCGCAGAGAGAAAGCGAGGGAAGCUCGCUGAUCCAGGUUCCGCCAGCGACAAGCUUUUUCCGUGGAAUUACCUACACAAGCAUCGUAACAGAGAAUGCGAACCCUGCAAAACCUAUUCCGAUGCUAGUGGCGAACCGUGCGCAGAAUCCGAGAAAUUGACCUGUGACGAACUCGGAUGCACCGGUGCAUCGACUCGAGAGCUACAGGUACCGCGGGCCCCUCGCAUACACUUCGGUCAUGUGGCAUCGGGAGAUAAGGUUUUGAAAUCUGGAGCUCAUCGCGAGCAAUAUGCUGAUGAAUCCCAAGUCAUUGCAUUCAAGAUGGAGGGUGCGGGUGUGGCUAAAGAUAUGGACUGCCUGGUGAUCAAAGGGGUCUGCGACUAUGCCGACAGCCACAAGCACAAAGGUUGGCAGCCUUACGCCGCAAACGUUGCGGCGGCCUGCAUGAAGGCACUCCUUGUCCAAUAUCGACGAUCAAAAUCGGCGGUGGAGCGGCCGGUGACCCUACCGGUGACCGGUUCUGAAUCUUCCGAUCUCUCCAGCACGUCAUUCACGUCUCGUUCAACCAGGAAACACCCGAAGAAACAUCAAUAUCGAGAAGCUCUUGUAAAAGCAUUAGAAUUUGACCACAUCGAAGACCGCUAUGACAACAUUAAACAUCCGCACUAUGCAACUUGCCAAUGGUUGUUCACCAACAAUAUUUACCAGGCUUGGUUGGACCAGGAUCGAAUAUCGUACCACCACGGUGUCAUGUGGCUGAAAGGCAAACCAGGUACUGGAAAAUCAACCCUAGUUAAGUUCGCCCAAUCUAAAGCUAGGGAGACGACAAAUGAAGACAUCCACAUAUCGUUUUUUUUCAAUGCUCGAGGUUCGCCGCUUGAAAAGAAUACUAUGGGGAUGUACCGGUCGCUCCUGUUCCAACUCUUCACAAUGGUUCCAUCAACCCAAGAGGUCUUCGACAAUAUUCCCAAUGUUGACCUCCCACGUUCACCGCACUGGUCCUGGACCAUGCCACAGCUGGAAAAUGUCUUCAAGCAUGUAAUUCGAGAGCUCGGAGCACGCCCCCUAUGGAUAUUCGUGGAUGCACUAGACGAAUGCGAUGAAGAUCAGAUUAGGGACAUGGUCGGCUUCUUCGAUCUGCUCGUAAGGGAGGCUGUGAGUCUCAAUAUCAUCGUACGAAUUUUCUUCGCAAGCCGUCACUACCCAAAGAUAACAAUAACCCACAUGGUCGAAUUGAUACUUGAAGACGAAGAUGAGCAUACUUGUGAUAUCGAGCGUUAUAUCGAAAAAGAGUUGAGAACUGCAUACCACACGUGCAGCGACGCGGUUGAAAACAUACGAAAAGAAGUCAAGCGCCGUGCCGCUGGGGUUUUUCUCUGGGUUUUUCUAGUUGUCAAAAUUCUAAAUAAGGCAUAUGAUUCUGGACGUGUGACAGGCUUAGAAAAGAAACUCCAGGAGAUACCUGACGAUCUUGGCAAGCUCUUUAAAGGGAUCCUCACACGUGAUAAUCAGAACAUGGAAUCCAUGCGGCUUUGUAUCCAAUGGAUCCUUUUGGCAACCAGGCCUUUGAGCCGAGAAGAGCUGUAUUUCGCGAUUAUUUCCGGCACAGAACCAGGGGCAAUAUCUCCUUGGACCGUCGAUGAGCGUCCUGCGGAAGUCAUGGACGCAUUCAUCUUGAGUUGUUCCAAAGGUCUUGCGGAAUUAACAACGUCAGAUCGCCCAACCGUGCAGUUCAUUCACGAGACGGUACGAGAUUUCCUCCUCAAGGGGGAAGGAAUGGUCUUUGUGCAGGGACUGUCAUCUCAGUCUUUCCUAGGCUUUGGACAUAACUCUUUGAAGCAAUGCUGUGCCAAUUACAUUUCGUUUGUUCAAGAGGUUGUCUUGGCAGACACAAACUCCAUGCAGGAAAGACUGCCCUUUGCUCGAUACGCGCUAUGGGGGGUACUCUUUCAUGCGAAUGCCGCGGAAGUCAACGGUGUUGACCAAGCAUCUUUUCUCCGGGACUUUCCUAUUCAACGCUGGAUACAACUAACACACAUGAUCCCAUCGGGGAAUGGGCGAUAUGUUGGCCCAGAGGUCCACUGGAUUCCAGAACCGUCAUUUGCGCUUGACUCAAGCUUGCUAUACGUCCUUGCUGAGCAAAACUUUGGGUCGCUCAUCCAAACAGUGCUGCGUACCAAUCCUCAGAUUGAUAUCGAAGGUGGCCAAAUUUGCAGACCUCUAUUUACGGCGCUUGAACAUUACUGUUAUGAUGCCCUCAAUGGUCUUCUGACUUCUGAUCAUUCUCAUGAAUUGGUUAGCGCUGCCGUGCUUUCCGUAGACCCUCCUAAACUAAGCGAACUGGUUGACCUAACCUCCACAUACAAAUGGUGCUACGAGCUCGCAGGUUCUCCUUCAUCGGCGCUACAAUUUUUCUCUCAAUGGGGCACGGAGUCAAAUGUUUGGGUUUUGCUUCGCUCCGGUAGAUUUGACCAGGAUGCUGCCAUUUCGACACAACUGCCUUGUAGUCCACUAUCGUUCGCCGUCGGACGUGGGUAUGACGUACUUGCCGAAUCCCUCCUCGGCAUACGAGACGUGAAUCCCGAUUCUGAAGACGAAUUUGGGCUAACACCACUAUCUAAAGCUGCAAGGAAUGGUCGAUUCAAGAUCGCAACGCUUCUACUACAACACACAAGAGGGGUUAAUGUUAACUCACGAAGUCAUCAUGGAAGAUCCCCUUUGUCCUAUGCGGCAGAAAAAGGCCAUGAAGCAAUAUUCAAUGUGCUUCUGGCCCACCCCGAUGUGGACGUCAAUCUCCGGGACAAUAAAGGACGAACACCGUUGUUCCACGCAGCAGCGUGUGGACGUGAGGCCAUUUUAAGCCUUCUCAAGGAGAAACCCCUUGUGGAUUUCAUAUCGCGGGACAACAACAACCACACCGCACUGUCGUACGCCGUUCUGAACGGCCAUGAGGAAGUUGUGAAACAGCUCCUUGAAUCCAGAAAAGUUGAUGUUAACUCCAAGGAUAGCCUACAUGGCCGAACUGCCCUGAUGUUCGCAUUCGAAUACGGAUACCAGUCCAUUGCGGAGCUUCUGCUGGAUGUACCGGGGAUCGACAUCAGCAUUCGUGAUAAUCGUGGUCGGACUCUGCUUGACUAUGCGCAGCGGUCUGGACACGAGGGUAUGGCAAGUUUAUUGCCCAGCAUCCACUAG